Daphnia pulicaria is the source of this 2900-nucleotide messenger RNA. RefSeq lists its product as uncharacterized. Lineage: Eukaryota; Metazoa; Arthropoda; Branchiopoda; Diplostraca; Daphniidae. Gene Ontology annotation, cellular component: nucleus; chromatin. Gene Ontology annotation, biological process: regulation of DNA-templated transcription. Gene Ontology annotation, molecular function: DNA binding. The record is from RefSeq and is a predicted model, not a curated record. The transcript has 6 exons. The coding region runs from base 103 to 2547 and encodes 814 amino acids.
AGUUGGCAUGGCAACGUUGGGCAGGUUAUAAAAUCUGUCGUUCAAGUUUCAACCGGUUACUAGUCUAAAAAAUCUGUCAAUUCAAUUUAUCUUAAAUGUAAGAUGGUUAGGACAUACAUUAGAAAAACUGAACGUUGUGUGUAUCCAGAUGGUCACAUCUUGAAAGCUGUCAAGGAAGUUGUUGCUGAGAAAAAAAAAGUACAUGUUGUUGCCAAAGAAACCUCCAUCCCAAAAAGAUCUCUUCUGAGAUAUAUUAAAAAUUUCUUGGCUGCUGGAAUCCAAGAUGAGGCUGAAUUAAAUACAAUCAUUGGUGGUUACAAAAAACAUCGCAGGGUUUUCAGCCAUGAACAAGAAAGUAAUCUUAGGAAUUACGUCAAAAAGGCUAGUGACAAUAAUGAUGGAUUCACUACCAGAGACUUGAGAAAAUUGGCUUAUCAGUACGCUACCCGAGAAAAAUGUGUUGUCCCUCUUAGUUGGUCAGUCAAGCAGGAAGCCGGAAGGGACUGGCUCUUUGGUUUCAUGACAAGACAGCGAGACCUUUUAAUCAGGAAGCCUCGAGCAACAUCUGUAGACAGAGCUACCAGCUUCAACAACCUUAACAUUGAUUUCUUCUUUGACAAUGUUGAAAUCAUAGUUGCUCGAGGCAUUCCUCCUUAUCGUUGGUUUAAUGCUGGCUUUACCACAGUGCACAUACCUGAUGGAAUUAUCCCCCCUAAAGGAAGAAAACAAAUCGGUUCUGUAACUUCAGGUGAGAGAGACACACUGGUUACAGUCUGCCUUGCAGUAUGUGCCACAGGGUCGUCCAUUCCACCAUUCUUUGUCUUUCCACGAGUCCAUUUUAAGGAAUAUUUCCUCCAUGGUGCCCCUCUCGGUUCUGCUGGAUCAGCCAACAAGUCUGGCUUGAUGUCAGAUAAAGAUUUCAUUUUGUUUAUGAAUCACUUCAUCCAGCACGUUCGGCCUUCGAAGGAGAGCGAGGUUGUUUUAUUUCUCGAUAACCACUCAUCUCAUCGGUCGAACGAGAUAUUGAAUUUGGCUAAAGACAACGGAGUGGUCAUGUUUACUAUACCUCCGCAUUGUUCUCAUCAGCUUCAACCCCUUGACAGAAGUGUGUUUGGUCCGUUUAAAAGAUACUACGAUUCGUAUUGCAGUUCAUGGAUAAAGGACAAUCCAGGAAAACCUAUGAGCAUGCACAACAUUGCAGAGCUGGUUGGAUUAGCCUUCCCGCUUGCAACAACACCUGCAAAAAUCACGUCUGGGUUUAAAAUGGCCGGGCUCGUCCCAUUUAAUAGAUUUAUCUUCGAUGGUGACGUCGACUUUACUCCGCCAUCCUUCGUCACGGAUCCUCCUUUUAAUUCAACGCCAGUCCCUUCUGAUGAUGGUUUCCCAGAAAUCCUAGCAUCCAACGAUAACAUCGUCCAAGAUGGCCAUACUCCAGUUCCAGCGAACCACAUCACGGACAAUGAUUUAACUUCAAUUCUUCCUUUUAAUUCAACACCAGUACCUUCUGAUGAUGGUUUCCUAGAAAUCCUAGCAUCCAACGAUAACAUCGUCCAAGAUGGCCAUACUCCAGUUCCAGCGAACCACAUCAUGGACAAUGAUUUAACUGCAAUUCUACCCGAUUUGAACGACAUUGUGGGGAUUUUCGAAGAAGACCCUUUGACGAUAGUUCAAAACGUCAAUAUUUCAUUAGAUGUUCAAAAUGGAGAGACAUUUGAACUAAGAGGUGUUAUCGAGGAGGAUUCCAAUAGAAAUCAUGUGGAAACUUUGAGUCCCUACCCUAAAGCUCCUUCCGAAUUGACAAUGAAACGUGGUCGAGGCCGUCCACCCAAAGCUGCUUCCAAAGCUGCUUCCAAUUUGACAUUGAAACGUGGUCGGGGCCGUCCGCCCAAAGCUGCUUCUAAAGCUUCUUCCAAAGCUUCUUCCAAAGCUUCUUCCAAUUUGACAUUGAAACGUGGUCGAGGCCGUCCACCCAAAGCUGCUUCUAAAGCUUCUUCCAAAGCUCCUUCCAAUUUGACAUUGAAACGUGGUCGGGGCCGUCCACCCUCUGUCUUGGCGAAUAACAUUUUGACUAAUCAAAAUUCAAACACAAGUAGUGACACUCCUCCAAAGGAAAAUGGUCAUUCCGAUGAAAUGUCCAUCGCAUCUGUUGAAUCACGUGGUGAUGUCGAAAAUUCUGAAAAAGAAAACGUCACCAACGACAUCCAGAAGAAAGACGUAACAUCAGGAGCUCGACGUGGACGUGGUCGUCCAGCCAAGACAUCCAUUUUACCGAAAACGACUAUUGAGAAAUCCCCAGCAGUUGCUAUAGUCGCAACCCGUUCGACGACCAGGAAAACUGCGACAUUAACACCUCUAGAUAGAAGAAUGAAGUGUUGCAAUGUAUUGCUGGAACGCGAUCCGGAGGUUGAAGCUUUGCGUAUUGCAAUGAUUGACGAAGAUGAGAGGGAAAAGGUGGCUGAGACUGCAACAUCUCAAGUUGAAAUUCCAGUUGCUGCCAGAUUAACUCGUGGGAUGCUGAAACUUGUUAGCCAGUCUGAACCAGAUUGAAAGAAAAUCUCACCUUUUAUUUCCUCGUACUAAACGUUUUCGUUAAAUUUGAGUGAUAAAACGUCAAUUUUGUUCACACAAUGUUCCACUCGUGUCAUUUUAAUUUUUUUCCUUUCGGUUUAGUUUAAAACCGCUUUCUUUCCCCCCCUCGUUACUAUGCAGCUGAAAACGGUUCAGUUUUGUUUGUUAAAUUUAAUCCCAUCUUCGGUAUCUUUCAACACGACCGUUAUAGGUUAGUUGACAGCAGCGCAGAGGUUAUAAGAAGUAGCGCAGUGUUAUUAUGAGUGUUGAUCGUGUCUUAAUUCGAAAUUCAGAGACCCACUUCAAGUGUGAAUACAAUGUUCAAACGGGAA